Messenger RNA from Callorhinchus milii (elephant shark), 1634 nucleotides. Its product is annotated as G2/mitotic-specific cyclin-B2-like. Gene Ontology annotation, cellular component: cytoplasm; nucleus; cyclin-dependent protein kinase holoenzyme complex. Lineage: Eukaryota; Metazoa; Chordata; Chondrichthyes; Chimaeriformes; Callorhinchidae. Gene Ontology annotation, biological process: mitotic cell cycle phase transition; regulation of cyclin-dependent protein serine/threonine kinase activity. The record is from RefSeq and is a predicted model, not a curated record. The annotation marks the transcript as partial. Gene Ontology annotation, molecular function: cyclin-dependent protein serine/threonine kinase regulator activity. The transcript is spliced from 11 exons.
ACUUCGAUGUCCCUCACGUGGAAUUCACACAACGGCUGCAAAGCUGCUUCGAUAUGCAUCUGGUGUUGGUCACCGAAUAUAAUGCGUCACCUGUGGCAAGGUGGGCUACGUCAUCUGCAUAUAUGAACUUACAAGAUGAUGUACAUGGCAAGUCAUUUAUACACGUGUUAAAUAGUGAAGGUGCUUGCACGGAGCCUUGGAAGGAGGCCAUUGCUCAUAAUGAUCUCGUGGCUGUGUUUGCCAGUGAGGUGUACCCUGACAAUUCCAAAGAACACAGGAUGAGAUGUUACUAUCCUUUGUGCAAGCACUUCCAGGCCGCGGAAGAAGAUAUCACAGAGGCCUUCAAGUGCCACGUGGUUCACACAGCUGUUGAAACCUCUGAGAAUGCGUUGGCCGGCAGGCUGACGAGGAAGGGCAGCCUACAGCUGAAGCCGACCGCGCGGGCGACACUCGGUGAUAUCAGCAGCAAUACCAACAAGGCGAUCGACAAAAAGACGAUGCAGGUCUACAACGCCCACAUCCGCACGUGCACUCACCCUUCAGCCCAUCCAUGUGUUCGCGUGGGUGAAAUUGAACUGACAUUAAAAAUUAAGGAGCCAGUAGCCAAGCGGGUGCCAAGAGUGGUCCGAUCAAAGUCGACCGUGGUGAGGGUGCCGCUCGUUCCUGCUGCUGCGCCUAUCGUGCCUGCUGCUCCUGUUGUGCCCGUGAUGCCCUCGCCCAUUGCUAUGGACAUCUCUCAGAAGGAGGAAGACCUCUGCCAAGCCUUCUCUGAUGCACUGAUAAAUAUCCAGGACAUUGAUGCGGAAGAUGCGACGAACCCCCAGCUGUGCAGUGAAUAUGUGAAGGACAUCUAUGUUUACAUGAAGACCCUGGAGAAAGAACAAUUUGUUCAAGCAAACUACCUGGAGGGAAAGAAGAUAAAUGGCCGCAUGCGUUCCAUCCUCGUUGACUGGCUUGUACAGGUCCAAAUGAAGUUUCGGCUGCUGCAGGAGACUCUGUACCUCACCGUUUCCAUCAUUGACCGCUACCUGCAGAACCACGAGGUGCUGAGUGGAAGCCUGCAGCUGGUGGGUGUGACUGCAAUGUUCAUUGCAGCCAAGUACGAGGAGAUGUACUCCCCAGAGGUGGAGGACUUUGUUUACAUCACGGACCAUGCAUACACAAAGGCUCAAAUCCGUGCCAUGGAGCAGGCUAUACUUUUGGGGCUGAAGUUCAACCUUGGACGCCCCCUCCCACUACACUUCCUUCGUCGGGCAUCUAAGGCUGGCAGCGUUGAUGCAGAUAAACACACCUUGGCCAAGUACUUGAUGGAGCUCAGCCUGGUUGACUACCACAUGGUGCACUUCCAUCCAUCUCAGAUUGCUGCUGCCGCCCUCUACCUCUCCCAGAAGCUCAUGGACGAUUCCAAAUGGAAUCUGGAUUUGCAAUACUACACGACCUACACUGAAGAAGAGCUAAUGCCUAUUGUCCAGCAUCUUGCUAAGAAUGUAGUGAAGGUCAAUGAGGGAGUGACGAAGCAAAUGGCCACAAGAAACAAGUACGCCAGCACCAAGAUGAUGAGCAUCAGCAAAAUUUCUCAGCUCAAGUGCCAGCUGGUGAAGGACCUGGCAAAGCCACAUCUUGAGAAGAAGUAA